AUCGGACUCACCGUACGCGUGCGUCGAUCAUCCCGCCUCCCCCAUUGUCGCAUACCCUUUCCGUCAUGCAGAGCAGCACGUCGCCUUCGCCUGCCGCUGCGCCCACCGUUGAUACUCGCACCACGAGCCUGCCAUCUGUUGGGGCUAACGUCACACCAGACUCAGGCUUCCAGACGUCCGUCAUCGUGCACACUCGGACGACCAAAGUCGAGGUCAACGUAACCCCGCAGGACGCAGCAAGUACGGCCGAGAGCCCGGCUGAGGGGGUCACUAUUGAUGUAAACGGAGGAGUCGCCCGGAUUUCCUUGCAUCCAAGGAUCAAAGGCGCCGAUACCUCUCCUCUGAACCAAGCUGCAGGGAGCUCUAGCCCCAAUGUUGAUAUUCCAUACCCUAUGUGGGAAGCCGCCGCGUCCCCUGCAGGCAGUGGGGUGAGCUACAGAACCGCCCCAGCUUCACCGGUGGGCAUCAGCAACAAUAGGAGUCCUUACCGUACGGCGCCGGGGUCGCCCGCAGGCAGUACGGCCGGCCGCAUUCGCCGGCGUGAUUCAUCAUCCCCUUUCAAUCGUGCAUGUCCGGGCAGAGCCAGGUCAUCCGGGAGCAUUGACGAAUUCACCUCAUGGAGUCUUGUCUUGCGACGACGCAAAGUCAACGGCCUCAGCAUGCACACGGAGUGGUACGAGUCGUGCGGCUCGCACGAAGUCACAGGGCCCCCUCUGCCUUUGCUGAAGCUCGCGCGGGACCCUUACGAGCGGCCCUUCCCGGUUGGACGUCUCUAUGUGCACAUCCUGCACCAGCCGGGUCGCCGCAAGGCCGUCCGCCGCACGCAAGUGUGGAUGUGGAAGAAGAUCGCAGUACGGGGCUCUCAUGCAGUCGGAACACAGGGCGCGGAGGGCACGGGCAAACGUACCGUAGAGAAGUUUGUCCCUAUCUUUGAGGAGCACAAGCACCCGGUGCAGAAGGACUUGCAGCUGCAUUUCGCGGAGAAUGGGCGGCCCAGGUGGAUUCGGGAGUCGACGGCACGGAGCUAUGCAUCCAAGAAGACAAAUGGCAUAGAUGCCCGUGUGGAGCGGAUCCAGAACCGAGGCCAGUAGUCGCAUCCAAGCCCUGUAAUAGUAACGCGGUCAGAUAACCUGGCUUUAUCGGACACCUCGCACUCACCCCGAAUGCCCUUCAUCCCUUCCGACUAUUUAAUGCCACUUCUCGACCUCGCAUGGCCCUAAGGGUUGUCCGGUCGCUGUAUUACUAUCACUAAUUUAAUUUUCAAGUCCCUGUCGUUAUUACACCAACCCUCAUUCAGUCCCUUCUUACCUGUCGGUAUACGUCCUUGGAACCGCCCAUUUGUGGAUAUCCUACUCGCCUCCUUCUGUCCGACACAUUGAUCCCUGGCGGAAAUCCCCGUGUAGAAUAGGUACCGGCUUGCCCUCGUAAAAUAGUGACUUGCGAACGUUACGACCCAAUUAUGAC
Messenger RNA from Trametes versicolor FP-101664 SS1, 1464 nucleotides. RefSeq lists its product as uncharacterized. The transcript has 5 exons. The record is from RefSeq and is a predicted model, not a curated record. Bases 66 to 1091 code for a protein of 341 amino acids. NCBI's taxonomy places the organism in Eukaryota, Fungi, Basidiomycota, Agaricomycetes, Polyporales, Polyporaceae.